UGAGGAGAGCGCAUCCCGAAACUGAUGUACUCAGCCCCUCAGCCAUGCCGAGCAGUGUCCAGAGUAAAGUCCAUGCUCCACGCAACCCCAAGCUGAGCCGACGUGAAGAGGCCGCCCUCACGAUGACCCUGACCCCAUCCGCAUUUCUACGGGAGAUGUCCUUCACAACAGAGCAGCGACUGGCCAGCACUAGAGAGAUGCAUCCUCCUCGGAUCGUCCAGAUGCUGGAUAUGAGUGAGACCACCCAUCAGAAGUUCUCCUCAGUGGACGUAGAGCAGGCCCUCUUCCAGCCUUUCCCAUCGGAAAUUGUGUUCCAGAACUACACCCCCUGCGAGACGUAUGAGGUACCGCUCGUCUUAAGGAACAACGACCAGGUUCCUCGACUGGUAAAAGUCACUCAGGAGAGUUCACCCUACUUUCGGAUUGUCAGCCCCAACGACGUGUGUCACAAGGUGGCUCCGGGCAUGCCAUCCACAUUCCGCAUCCUCUUCACCCCUGAGGAGAAUAAGGAUUACGUUCAUGAAUUGAUUUGCAUCACGGAGCGAGAGAAGUUUUUGGUCCCCAUCCGAGCGAUCGGAGCCCGCGCCGUGCUGGAUUUUCCAGACCAGUUAAGUUUCCAGGUCUGCCCUGUCAAGUACAGCACCCAGAAGACGCUCCUGGUGCGGAAUAUCGGCAAUCGUGAAGCGUGCUUUCAGCUGCGGACACAGAGGCCUUUCCACGUGGAGCCAGUGUCUGGAACCCUUGAUGUAGGGAACAGCAUGCAGGUUAUCCUGGAAUACCAGCCGACGGAGGUCGGAGAUCACAAACAGGAGCUGUUGAUCCAAUACGACACAGGUGAGGAUGUUCGGGUCUGCCUGUAUGGAGCUGCUGCCGACGUGAACCUGCGACUGGACAAAAACUCACUGACCAUUGAGAAGACCUUCCUGUCCUUAUCCAACCAGAGGACGGUCACCAUCCACAACCGCAGUGAUGUCAUAGCUCACUUCCAGUGGAAAGAAUUCGCUUCACAGCAGGAGGAGCAGCAACAGAAGGAGAGAUUCUGCUCCGAUCUUCUCAUUGAUGAAGAGGAGGAGACCGACCGCUUCUUGGAUGAAUGUAAGGCCGAUCACAGUCUCCGGGAGCGCCUUUCCCUCCUCAGCCGAACCUUUCACAACCGCCGAAGAGUUGCCGAGAGCGACUCCAUGUUAUUCACAGACCCAGUGUUUCAGCUGGAGCCGGUGGAGGGGGACGUCUGGCCUAACUCUUCUGUGCAGGUCACCGUGCUCUUCAAACCCCAGGCCGCCCAGGUAUACCAGCGGACCGUCUACUGUGAUAUCACAGGUCGAGAAACAAGAUUGCCCCUGCGGAUUCGAGGAGAGGGUCUUGGGCCCAAACUUUGUUUCAACUUUAAUGAGUUGGACAUCGGGAAGGUGUUUGUGGGGUCCACACACAACUAUGAGGUCAUCCUGACAAACCAGGGUGCCAUCGAUGGGAUCUUCAGCCUGGCGCCUCCCACCUCGGCCCUGGCGUCCUGCUUCACCUUCUCUCCUAGUGAGGGGAUCAUCCUACCUGGUGGGCACCAGGCCGUCCAGAUCUGUCUGUGCUGCAGCGUCCUGGGAGAGUUCACUGAGGAUUUCCACUUCACUGUGGAUGGGGCCCCUGAUGAUGUUACACUAACAGUAAGGGGCUGCAUCAUCGGACCCACCUUCCACUUCAGCGUGCCGGCCUUACACUUUGGGGACGUGUCCUUUGGAUUCCCACAAACUCUCUUGUGUUCACUCAGUAACACCUCUCUGGUCCCAAUGAGUUUCAGCCUACGGGUCCCUGGAGAUGGCGGUGGGGACCCCAGCGUCACCAGUCACACUUACAUCACAGAAGCCAGGGUGGCAUCAUGGAGAAGACAGCAGAAUGGAGGCUGGAGACCUCGUGAAUUCACCAUCACACCCUCCAGAGGAACCAUCCGCUCUCAGGGCCUCCUGGACAUAGAGGUGACCCUGUGCUUCAACAGCUUGAAGAAGUACGAGCUGGCAUUGGUGGUGGACAUUGACGGCAUCGGAGAGGAGGUUUUGGCUUUACCAAUAACUGCCAGGUGUGUGGUGCCACCAUUGUUUGUGGAGAACAUGGCCGUCACAUAUAACCGGUGCUUCCUGCAGUUCCCAUAUGAGCGCACUGUGACCCUGCACAAUCCCAGCAGCCUCCAGGGGUGUUACGUUUUCCUGCCACAGGAGCCAGAUUCUUCCACUAAUAUCCUGUAUAACAGCCCAAAAUCCCGCGGAAUAAUUGAAGCACAUAGCAGCGUGGACGUGCCUAUAGUACUGAGAGCCCAGAGGACCGGGGAGCUGAGUGCAAAGGCUCACUUUGCUGUGUAUGGAAGCACCCAACCCCCAAUGGAGCUUCGCCUGCAGUGCAUUGGGGAGGGGCCCGUCGUCCAUGUUGAUCCUAGUGAGGUGGAUUUUGGAGAUAUCCCAGUCCUUACUGAUGUCUCAAGAACAAUCCGUCUGUGCAACCAGUCCCUGAUCCCAGCGCCCUUCCAGGCCAGCAUGAUGCGGAAGCGGUCGCUGUGGCGGGUAGACCCUGGCUGUGGUCAGGUUCCCCCAGAAGGAGAAGUCCACCUGACACUUGUGGCCCAUCUAGAUGAUACGCUGACCUUCAGAGACACAGUCCAGCUGGUUAUUACUAACAGCAACACCUAUCUCAUCCCAGUUCAUGCUACUGGCACUGGAACCACCAUAGUCACUGACAAGACAUUUGCGCCGGUGCUGAAUCUUGGCGCCCAUUUCAGUGCUGAUCCCUGUCGCUAUCAUUUCACUAUGACAAAUCGCGGCCGUCGCACGCACCAGCUCUACUGGAUGACCGAAGGAUUCCCUCAGUUCCGCAAACAUCAGCAACUUCCUAGCCUUAAAGCGGGGGCCCCUCAGCCUGAGCCACAGGGCCCCGUGUUUAGACUCCUUCCGUCACGCAUGGAGUUGAAUCCCGGACAGAGCAUUGCUGUUGUGUUGGAGGGGUCCUCGACCACACCAAAGAUGGUGAAGGAGCGUCUCCUGGGACAGGCCAUCAUAGGAAAGCAGUCUGGCAAGGAAAGGAUCCUGAUGGUCGAUGUCAUUUGUGAAUUCAUUGCUCCUGUCCUUCACCUGUCCAAGCAGAGUCUGCACUUCUAUGUGGAGAAGCAACCAGAAGAACAGCUGAUGGAGAAAUUUGAGUCCGUGACACUGAAAAACAUUUCUUCGCUGCCUCUGACCAUCCUCCUGUCCCUGAAGCCUCCAUUCUCUCUCUGCCGCGGUGAUACUGUCCAGGAGGAGGAUGAGCAGAAUCCCCUGCGCCUUGACACUGGUGAAGAAGUGGAGCUGACCAUCAAGUUUGAUCCGACUUUCAUUGAUGAUCUCCAGAGCCGAGUCCUGGAGGAGGUUCUGUCCAUCUGCUAUGCCGAGCACCCUCAUACAGACUACAUCGCUCUGCAGGCUGAGGUGCAUUUCCCAAACCUUCACUUUCCUUAUAACCAAAUCCACUUUGGCUGCAUACUCAAUGACACAGAGAGCACCCGAGAGCUGGAGGUGACCAACUGCAGCCCGCUGCCCGUACAGUACCGCUGGGCCUUUGUGAAGGAGGGUGAGAUCAGGCUCUGCGACAGAUUGCAGAAUCCACUACACAGUCCUCAAGAGGCUCCUGGAAUCUCGGAAGAAGGCUCUGAUUCAAGUGACAGGCAAGAAGAACCACACAAAUCAGGAGGGGAUGUCACCAGUAUAGUUACCUUUUCCCAGUCCCUGGACGCCCAGCCAAAGACUAUGAAUCCUGGCACUGGAGAUGGUGCGAUUGUGGCAGAGGAACAUAUGAAUACAGGCGUGGAGGAGGUCUUUGAUAUUCUGCCCCAGUUUGGGACUCUACAGCCGGGUGAGAGUCAGGUGGUUUCUUUCACUUUUUAUGGACACUCCGACAUCAGCGCUGGGGCCCGAGCUGUGUGUGAGGUUUUGGGGGGCCCCAUGUAUGAGGUCCGCCUGCAUGGUGAGGCUUCUCUUGUCUGCUACAGUCUCAGUGCAAAAGAGAUCGACCUUGGAGUCCAGAUGUUUGACCAAGUGACUGACACACAGAUUGUCCUGAGGAACACGGGGAAGGUCAGCUUCCCAUUUACCGUGCUGAACCAGAGGCCUGAGGUGCAGCCGUGUCCGUGCCCCGGGGAGCCCCGCGUCCAGCCGCCCAGUGGUCUUAUUCCUGCCGGAGGAGAAGAGAUCCUGACGGUUUCCUAUUUUCCCGGAGUCCCCGAAACGUUCCAGCACUUCAUACACCUGCAGGUGGCUCAUAUGGAACCAGAGGUCAUUGCCCUGAGAGGAGAAGGAGUGUUCCCGCGCAUCUGCCUGGAUCUGCCUCGUAACCUCAAAGAGUGUGACAGGUUUGAGACGUGCCUUUCGGCAGCCCAGGAGAAGCUGCGAGGAGGGGCGCCCGGCCCCAGCGAUGCCCUGGAUACACUGCUGAUGAUGGAGCUGGAUCGGCUGCUGAUCAAGAAGCAUGCCGAGGAUGAGCUUGGCCUAGGGGUCACCGGGGACAGUCCCCAGAAGAGGCGCCGGCAGCUGCUGAGGGCGGACCUCCCAGAGUACCUGCUGGAUUUUGGAUACGUCAUACCUGGAGAAGUCCGAUCACAUGUGAUAAAAGUCACCAACACGGGACAUUUUCCGGUGUCCUUCCAGGCAGACCGACGCGGACUAGCGGGCACAGGGUUCACCGUGGAGUUGGACCGCGUCAGGAAUCUGCCAUGCUGUCAGACGGAGAUAUUCCAGGUCCAUUUUGAUCCACAGGGCGCCAAUCUCAGUCUGGGAGCGGUGGAUGUGGUGGCACACAUUCAGGUGAGUGGCGGCCCCAGGUUCCCUCUCCAUCUGCGGGCGCUGGUCACUAUGCCGUCCCUGUGCGUUUCGGAGGAGCGGGUGGAGUUCAGUCCUGUGCAGUGCGGCCAGUGUCAGAUCCGCACCAUUCAGCUCUAUAACCAGCUUCCUGUGCCUUGCGAGUGGUCAGUGAUGUCCCAAGAAGCUGCGGUCAAGAUAGACAAACACCUUCCUCUGCACCUACGCAAGAAACUGAGGCAGGAGGCCAAGCCUAAACCUGCCAUCUUCGAGAUGAUCCCUGCAUGUGACCUUCUGCUUCCUGGGCAGAAGAAGAACGUGGAGAUAAAGUUUAUGCCACAGGAAGAGAAGCUGUACAGUCAGCGCCUGGUCCUGCAGGUCGCUCAGAGCAGCCAGCGAGUCAUGGUGCUAGCACAAGGCCAGGGCUUGGAGCCACGGCUAGAAUUUUCCCCCAGUGUCUUGGAGCUGGGCCCCAUCCUGCCCUUCAGCCCCGGUGAUGAUGUGGAGGUUGUGGUGAAGAAUCCCUGCAGCUUUCCCAUUGAGUUCUACUCCCUGGAGAUGGACCAACAGUACGUGGAGGAGGAGAAGAUUCUGCGGAUGCUGAAGGGCUACGAUGCCCAGAACAUGCUGCUGCUCCCACCCCGCCAGACAGGUGAAAGGCUCCCCCCGGAAAUCCUGGAGUACUGUGAGGAGAAGAGGCGGCUGCAGGAGGAGCAGGAGAGGGGGCAUGGGACAUUGGGCACAAUGGCAGGUGCCGCUGAGGAGGCAGAGAAGGAGCUGGUGGCAGAUAGGGAUGAGAGAGUGGAGCUUCCACCAGCCCAGCGCAUCCCGUCCACCAUGAGCUAUGGAGAGGGUCGAUCCUCUCCUGGAGAAGCUGCAGAGGGCGCAGUGCCAGGUGAGAAGGUCUGCAACAAUGCCAGUACCAACAAGGUUGUGGGCGAACUAGAAUACAACCCCGUGUCCGCAGCUGUUGCCCGCCAUAUGGGCAUUGACACCAGCAGUGAGGGCCAAGCAGCGAGGAACCGUCGUGGCAUCGCUAUCAUUGUACAUGGAGCUCCCCUUACUGGCAAGAGCUCUGCGGCCGUGGCAUUGGCACAGCAUUACAGCGCCGCCUGUCUGUCCAUUGACGCCGUGGUCCUGGAAGCCAUCUCUGAUGGGAGCAGCCAUGCUGGUCAGAAAGCAAGACAGCUGUGUGCCAAGGCUGCGCUCAAUCAGGUCCUGCGUGAGCCCGAGGAGGCAGCCUCCCAGUUGGUUGACUCCGCCGGCGCUCAGCCUGCAUUAAGUGUGGAAGCGCUCGCCAGACACACAGCGGAGGGAGCACAAGCGGCAGAGUCCAGAGUCGCUCCUCACUCGGUUAUUUCCCGGGGAAAUCGAGGAAGUUUACUGGCAGCAAAGGGCAAAUCAGAGUCUCAGCAAAUCCCAGGAGUCAAGCAGCAGCACCUGUCUGAUCAGGCGGCCUCCCAGUCUGGCAGCUCACCUAUCCCGGGGCCAGCACAGCGACGUCUGAGUGUGAGUGCAAGUGUUGGCGGCGACCAUGGGCUGAUGAGCUGUGUGCUGCCAGAAGACCUGCUGCUGGAAAUCCUGUGUGACCGGCUCCAGUUAAGUGACUGUUUCCGCGGCGCUGUGUUUGACGGCCUCGAUACGUUGUUUGCCCGGAGCAUGUCCUCCGCGCUCCUCAUCGUCCUGAAGGCUCUGAACAAUCGUAAGCACAUAUACCUUAUCAACCUGCAACAGGACUACGCCUCAAUGAGAGCGCAAGACCACGCCCGGAGGCACCAGGAAGAACAGGAGCAGCUGCAGAUCCAGGCCCAGGAGAAGGCCAGUAUGGAGGAGAUGGACGAGGACGAGUACGAUCAGUUACCGGCAGAGGAGAAAGCUCGUAUUGAUGGACUGCGUCUCAGGGCCAUAAAGGAGCGCAAGAAAAGGGAGCAGGAAGAAAGGCUGGCCAGAGAGGAGCAAGAGCGAAAGCUGCAGGAAGAGCUGCUAAAGCAAAGAGAGGAAGAGGAGCUGAAGAGGAAGUCCAAGAGAGGAAAGAGCCGCGAUUCUGAUGGGAAGAAGAGUCAAAUGGGGAACAAACAGGCCCCAGCUCUGCUCGCUGUGAAGUCAGAACAACGAUUGGACUCGGGAACUGAGAGGAAGAUUUCUCUGAACCGAUCAGACUCUGCGCAGUAUGAUUGUGAUGAAGGCAGAAGAAAAAAACCUCUGCAGCAUGUGAGUGUCCAGGAAGACGCCGACUCUGUUAGUGAGAGUGAGAAGCAGCUGAUUCAGAAGUUCAAGACCUACGAGUCCUCGCAGAAGGAGAUCCUGCACAUCCUGAUCUUCUGGGACCGUGUGCAGGGAGUCCUGGUUCCACUGUCCACUGCAGAAGAAGGACAGCAAGAAGGUGAGGACCAGGCCCCCGAGCGGCAGGCACCCUCUGGUAAGAGGUAUCGUAAAGACCGAGAGCGGCAAGAGAAGCUGGAGCGGGAGAAGGCGGAGAAAGAGAAAGCGGAGAAGGAGCGGCUUGACAGGCUGAGAGCCACUGAAGAGGAGGCAGGAGGACUCGCAGGGCCAGAGAAGGAUGGACAGGAAAACCGGGAGGAGGAGCUGAAGACAGAUGUGGGGAUCCCACACUAUGACCUCCAAGUCUCUGGAGAACCCUACACCAAUGAGAAGAAUGUUCUGCAGAGCGGCUUUCUACCUUCAGUAGAUGAGGUGCUGGAAGGCCUCGGACUUGGCCCGUCUGGUCCUCCCAUUCCACCACCGUACCUCUGCUCUGUCAUCGUCUUCCCUGAAAGAAGGACUUUGUCUGUGGAACCCGAGACACUGGGGCACUUCACCUUCAUUGCAGCAUCUCCUGAUGACCCCAAUGUAAUUACUGAAGAUAAGAAGGAUCCAGAACCUGAACCGGAGCUUACCCUCCCCCUGCUUAAGGAGGAGCAACUAACGCCCACCAAGAGCCGGAGCAAAAAGGACAAAGCUGCUGACACCGGCCGAGAGAGUCAGAAAGAAAAACGCCGUUCCUCCUCACUCCGCAAGACGCAGCAGAACCCAGAGAGCCGUUCUCCACCACCUGGUGCCAGGACACCCCUCUCAGACAUAGACCGCAGCAGUGUCACAGGAGAAGCCCCGAUGGAGAAGUUACUGCCGCUCGGGGUAUUCCGCUGGGUGGUCCCAGCCGGUGGGGAAGUGCCUCUGCGAAUUCAUUUCCACUCAAACCACACAGAAAACUUCGAUCAGACCCUGAACUUUGAGCUUGUCGGAACCCGCCGUCGAUACCAGCUGUACUGCCGAGGAGUAUGCGCCUUCCCCACCAUCAGCAAAGACCCCAAGGUUGUCUUUCCUCAUCGCAAAAAGGAAAUCCAAAGUGAUGAGAUCAUUCACAAGAAAUUCAUCCUCAGCUCCAGCACCUUUGACUUUGGACCUUUGCUGUGCGGGAAAAGUCGAGAGAAAUAUAAAGCUGGACAAUAUCCAGAGAACAUGGAGAAAGUGACCAUCUGCAGUGUGUCUCCCCUGGAGUCUGAGGUCACAUUCUGCUUCCAGAAUGACAUGAAAGCUGCAACCUUCAUCCUGGACCCCCCGACCAUGAGCCUAAAGCCCAGCGAGAAGCAGGAGCUCUCCAUAUGGGCUUAUCCCACUGCGCCCGGGGUGUUUGACGAUAACAUCGUAUGCUGCAUUAAGGACAAUCCUGAGCCGGUCAUCUUCCACGUGAGCUGCCGAGGCGUGCGCCCAGAGCUGGAGCUAGACCGCAAGCAGGUUCACUUUGAGAAAAUGCUGCUGCAUCGGAAGGACACCAAGACGGUCUUCCUCAGGAACAGCACCUUCUUACCAGCUGCCUGGAGGGUGACGGGUCUGGAGAACUUGGGUGACGACUUCUCAGUGUUUCAGGAUCAGGGUAUUGUGGCACCCCGUUCUGAGUAUGGUUUACAACUUCACUUCAAGGCAGCCAAAGCCACCAACAUCAAGAAGUUCAUUCGUCUGGAGGUUUCUGAUGUUGAGAACAUUCUGGGAAUUGUGCAACUCGAGAACAUCCAUGUGUUUGCAGAGUCUUACGAUGUGGCUCUAGAUAUCAGCUUCCCUAAAGGUACAGAUGGAGGCCUGGACUUCGGAGUGGUGAAGGUCUCAGAAGAAUCUAAACAUACCCUAUCUCUGAAGAACAAGGGGAAGUAUGAGAUCGGCUUCAGUUUCUCCUUGGAAGCCCCUGCUCCAGGAACGCCAGAUUUGAACUCCAUCUUCUCUAUCCUGCCACAAAAAGGGACCCUGAGCCCCAACGAGCGAGCCACCCAGGUGCAGAUUGUGUUCCAGGCCAAGAUGGAAGUGCAGAUUGUGGAUAAACCAAUCCUGAAAUGCCAGGUCAUUGAACCCAGCCUGUCAGAUGAGACAAUCGCGAGUAUCCCAAUUCGCGUAUCUGUCUCUUCAGCGUUCGCCAAAUACCGCCUCGCCCCGUCCUCAGACGUUAACUUUGGAGCCAUGGUGCUGGGCAGCCGCAAGUUGUGUUCAUUCACCUUGGAGAACUGCGGUCUGCUGGAGUUUCGUUACAGUAUCAGCAAGAUGAUCCGUGAGGCAAUGAUCCAUCCGGCCAAGAAGGGGCCGGCUCAUGGAGUGAAGAGAGCUCGUUCGCGGGAGGGUUCUGGAUCUAGCAGAUCAGUUGCUUUGGGCAAAACAAAACGUGCGGAUUCCCAGCUGCGAGACUCGAGUAUUUCUGGGCAGGCGCGCUUGACCCUGGGCUCGUUCACGGUGUCGCCUGGCUUCGGGACCAUUGCGCCAGGGGGUCAGCAGGUGGUCAGCGUGGAGUGUGUAGCCGACCAGCUGGGAAAAAGUGAGGAAUUCCUGGCUCUAGAUAUCUCUGAUCGACAGCCAGAAGACCUGCCCACCGGCAUUCCCUUCCGUCUCAUUAGUGAAGUGUGCACCCCAGGGUUCGUUACCGAGGACAUUCCCAGUAUAUUUGAAGAGCAUCGUAUUGUGGGGGAUGCCAGGAUCCUGCAGUGUCUGCCGCCUCUUCAGUCAGACGGGAUCUACCUGCAGGACGAGAAGCGAUUCUUAUUCUGGAACGUGUUGGUGGGACAGACGGCCACCGCCCGCUUCAAGAUCACCAACUCUGGAAAGGUUCCCUGUGAUGUGGCGCUGACCGUCAAACCGCUCUCUGCUAAGUCCGUGGCUCGGAUCACUGACAUCUUUGAGGUGCAGCCGCCCAGAAUGAGUAUCCCGAGCCACAGUCACAGCUAUGUGAGCGUCUCCUUCACCCCGCAGAGCAUGCAGAGCUACCAGUGCUCCUUUGAGGCUACUGUCGAGGGGAUUGCAAGUGCACUCUCUAAAUCUCGCAGUUUGACCUUUGACAUCAGUGGAGAGGGCAACCUUCCCUGCGUCACCAUCCUGCGUCCAGCACUGCGCAACAAGCGCGGAAACCCGGUUCUCCUCUUCCAGAGGCUCCUGAUUGGUCAGAAUCAACAACUUCCUCUUGUCUUAAAAAAUGAGGGCUCUGUCCCUGCACAGCUGAAUAUUGAUUUGCCAGAAGAAACACGGGCAUUUUAUUUAAAGCCAAAACCGACCACUCACUGCAUCUACCCUGCCUGGACCGAGACAGGAUGCCUGGAGCAAUCAGGAGCAGGGCACCGCGCUCACACCGCCUCACUGAUCCUCCGUCCAGGGGAGUUGGCAGAGUUUGUGGUGGGGUUCGGCCCCCAGGAGCCGCAGCGCUAUGAGGCCGCUCUGCUCCUUUCAGUGCUGGAUAAUCAGUAUGAGAAAAGCUGUGUGCAGCUGGUGGGAGAGGGUUAUAAGGAAGAUCUGACCCUAGAUAACAUCCACAGCCCCGGAGAGCUGGGUGUCCUGGAGGGGCAGCUGGAGGACGACGUGGUGGAAGCUGCCCGUACCGAGCACAUUGUCUUUGGUGAAUGCCACAUAGGACGUCAAUACCAGGUGACUUUUACCAUGACAAACCGCAGCCAAACCGAUUCCAUGAGGUUUGAGUGGCCAUCACAGACACCGCUGGAGUUCUCCCCUCAGGUGGGGCAUAUUCACCCUGGCUGCGCCAAAGACGUGACCGUCACCCUGAAGUCAGAUGUGGCUGUGGCAUUACACAAGUGUCCGGUCAGGUGCCGAGUGUCCCGGAUAUCCUUCCCGCACCCCCUGGAUCAGGUGGCUGACUGGGACGACAGAAUGAGGACAGUGACCUGGGUGGACAGUGGUAAGGGGGCAGCCGGCCCGCAUCCCAAGAAGAAGGUGGUUGAGACUGACCCGGAGCCUGCGCACAUAGCUCUCGAUGAGGAGGCCCGAGAGGUGGAACUGCUGAUCACUGCUACUGUGGAUUAUGCCCGCUACACAGCCAAGUGUGAGAAGGUGCACUUCAGGGACACUCUGCUGUAUCAGACACGCGUGUACAAGCUCCUCAUGCAGAACACGGGCACAGUCCAGCUGCAGUUCUCCUGGCAGGUCCAAAUGGAGGGUCAGGGAGCUCCUGGGCCAGCAGACACAGGCGAGCCCCUGGGCAGUGCCCGCAGCUCAUCCACCAACAGCCGUCCAUCCAGUGUCCUAGAAAGUAUGUCUUCACUGGUGCCGGUGGGAGCGGAGGCCCCUCCAUUCAGUGUGCAGCCGCACAGCGGAGUCAUCCCGGCCGGGAAGAUGAGAGAAUUCCUCAUCAAGUUUUCUCCCACACAAGUUGGAGAGUUUGAUGGUUGUCUGAUCUGCAGCAUCCCCAACAUGCCUCCCGGAGAGCAGGAGCCAGUGCUUCCAGUGACUGGACGCAGCCUUCUCCCUUACUGUCACUUCCAACUGGAGGAUUCAGACUAUAUCAGCAGCGGCAGGCGAAACCCAGAGCUGUGCGGCCCCCGUGGUGCCCCCUCAGGGACCACCUUGGAUCCUGAGACGCGGGUUGUUGAAUUCAUGUCUGUGGGUGUAAAGACUAAGAACAGCAGGACCUUCAGCAUGUUGAAUCCCACCACCAGCCUCUACUCUUUCCUGUGGACCUGUGAGGACCCCCCAAGCCUUCAGAAUACUCCAGCCUUCCGCUGCUUGAACGAACAAGGGGUGAUCCAAGCUGAAAAGAAAAUUGAGAUCACCUUUGAGUUCAUCCCUCAAGUGCUGGACAUCAGUGAAUCUUUCUGGAAAUUCUCGAUUCCUGAGCAGAACAUCUCCAUCCCCUUCCUUCUUGUUGGCAACGUCCUGGAGCCCUCAGUGUCCUUGGACAGGUCACAUCUGAACUUCCGCUCCCUGCUGAUAGGGCAGGAGGUGCAGGAAUCCAUCCACCUCAUCAACAAUGAGAAGAAACCCUUCUACUUCACUUUCCGAGACAGUUCUCGCUUUUCAGAGGGCCGCACUCAUUCCCUGACGGUGAGACCUAUGGAAGGAACGAUCCCCCCUCAGAGCAGGGUCCCCAUCAUGGUUCAAUUCCAGCCAUCUACAGUUGGUGAGGUCAAUUUCAACCUGAUUUGUGAUGUGAAGACCAAAACUGAGCCGCUCUACCUGAAUGUAAAGGCUGAUGGGCACUCCACCCAGGUGUCUGUGCAGUGCCGAGACAACAUGGGCACAGUCACUGCCCUCUUUGCCCAGAAACCCCAAGAGCUUGACCUUGGACAGGUGGACAUCAACGAUCGCUGCACCUUCCAGUUCCUCAUCAUGAAUAAUGGCCACUUCUCCUUUAAUUAUUCCUGCGCUCUGACCGUUCCUCGGGGGCUGCAAGAAUUUCUCAGCAUCUCCCCCAGCUGUGGACGUGUGGCCCCCGGACAACAGGCUCAGACAUCGCUCACCUUCUGUCCAACCAGGAAAUGUGCAGUAAAAGAGUCUGCGCUGACCAUCGGGAUAGAGAACGGGCCGGAGAUCACGUGCCCCCUGCGAGGCAGCGCCGUGCAGCCCGCCAUCCACUUCUCUUUCAAAGAACACAACUUUGGCUACUGCUUCAUCUACCACGCAGGAAUGCAGCCUGUGCGCGAAACCCUGGUCAUCACCAACAAGGACAGCAGGCCAGUGAGCAUUGACUGUCUGUACAGUAACACGAGUCACAUGGAGCUCGACUUCUGCUCAAAUGUCCUCUCUCCUGGAGACAAGAUGGAGGUUUUUGUCAACUUCUAUCCCCGAGCAGCCAUCUUGUACCAAGAAAGUGUUGUCUUUCAGAUGAACGGCCAUUCCAAUCACCUUGUUCAACUCCAGGGUCACGGGAUCGAGCUGAAGGUUGAAGUCGCUGAUCCCAAACAUAAAGUUAUAAACUUUGGAGCUGUGAACAUUGGUCAGACUGUGAAAAGAGUCGUCCCCAUUGUGAACAAGAGCCUGGCCCCUGUGCGCUGCACCCUGCACAUGAGCCCAAGCAUGGCUGCGUUGCAAGAACCCAAGGUCCUCACUCUGUCCCCCGAUGCAGAGAUAACUCUUCCUGCCCGUGGUGGGCUGUGUAAGCUGGAGGUGCUCUUCACCCCUCGGAGCAGGAUUGCCCCAUUUGCAGAGGAGGUGAUGCUGGAGUCCUGUGGGGUGAUGCGCUCGCUUUUUGUGGUGCGAGGCUGCAGCCAAGGCCUGGAGCUCAGCUUGGACCAGGAGUAUGUGUCCUUUGGGGCGGUGGUGCAGCAGAGCCGAGCCACGCGCAGGAUAACCCUCAGUAACACGGGAGAACUGGGAGCCAGGUUUCAUUGGGACAUUAAGAAGUUUGAGCCAGACUUCUCCAUCUCACCAGCAUCUGGUUACAUCACGGCCGGCACAGAGGUCACGUUUGAUAUCGUCUUCCACCCCCCUGAGAUCAGUUCUGAUGUUCUCUAUGAAAACCUGCUCUGCUCCAUUGAGGGAGGCAGGACGUUGAAGCUGACACUGUCCGGAUCAUGCGUCGGGUUUCCAACAACAAAGGAGGUUGUCAACUUUCAGUGUCAGGUGCGGAGCAAACAGACGCAAACCAUCUUCCUGAGCAACAAAACGAACAAGACAUGGCAUCUGAAGCCGGUCCUAGAUGGAGAGCACUGGAGCGGAGCAGAGGCCAUCACUGUGGAGGCUAAUCAGCAGAACAAGCCCUAUGAGAUCACCUAUCAUCCACUGCUCAUGAGCACGGAGGGCAAGAAGCAUCAGGGCUCCAUCUUCUUCCCCCUGCCGGAUGGCACUGGAUUAUUCUACCUCCUGCAUGGUCAGGCUGAGCCUCCAAAAUCCUCCGGUACUGUGAUCAGAGAAGUCCCCUGCAAAACGUCGUACAGCGAACUGCUGACAGUCAGCAACUGGCUGCGCAGAACCCAACGGUUUCGUGCCAUAAUUGAGAUCCUGAAGCCAGAACGCCUGGACAGCGCCACCACCAUCAAGGGCCUGGACUUUGUGGAGGUGCCCGGAGGAGCCAAGAGAGACUACAAGCUGAACUUCCACUCUCACAAGGAGGGCACCUUCUCAACCAAGGUGACUUUCCGUAAUGAGACGACACAAGAAUACCUGUUCUAUUACGUUACAUUUAAAGCCACCCCCCCUGGCAUCAUCAGCACAGUAGAGCUGGUGACACCGGUGCGGCAAAGCACUGCAGCCACCCUGCUGGUGGAGAAUCCACUGUCUGUGUCGGUCACCUUCACCACGGACUGCAGAGUGCCGGAGAUUAGCCUCCCCCUGCAGAUCAGAGUGCCGGCCCAGUCUGAGCACCCCCUGGUGUUCGAGUACCAACCUCUGAAAACGGGUGAGUCCACGGGCAGGCUGACGCUGCAGAGCAGUGAGCUGGGCGUAUUACAGUAUGACCUGCUGCUGAGAGCCACCGCCGCUGUGUCGCAGAAGCCGCUGUACUUCCACACAACCCUGGGCACCAGUCAGACUCUGAGCGCCAGAUUCAUGAACUUCACUCGGCAGAAGACUGAGUACAGCUGUAAGGUUAAUAACUCGGAUUUCCAUGUAGACAAGGUGGUCAUGGCUGCUCCCUGUUCUCAGGGUGGAUCAGAAGUCAGCGUGGAGGUGACAUAUGAACCAGUCCAGCUUGGAGAGUCCCGGGCCGUGCUGCACAUCUCUUCCCCCUUGGGGGGUGAUUACACCUUCCCGCUGUUUGGCUCUGCCAUGGCUCCCAAACCUCAAGGACCUAUUCAGAUUCGUGCUGGUUCCAGUGUGUCCAUCCCCUUUAAGAACGUUUUCUUGCAGCCUACAACCUUCAGCUUUCAGACUGACCCUGCGGUGUUUGUUGUCAAGGCCUGUGAGCCUGUGCGCCCCAAGAAAACCCACUACAUAUCAGUGUCAUAUGAAGCCCCUCAUGGUGGCAGCAGGACCCCCGUGACUGGAAGGCUCGUCGUUUCCUGCCCUCGUGCCACUGGCAUUGCACAGGGAAUCUACUGGGUGUAUUACCUGAAGGGCGUGCCAUCCGACAAGUGACACGCGACUCUUCAGAGCCUCGUCAGAGCCAUUGGGUGACGGCUCUUCGCCCUGGUGCCGUUGCUGACCCCUACCAUGCCUUGUAGGGUUUUGGAAGCCUCAAACAUGAAUCAUGAUUCCUGCAGUAAAUGUCCUCUGUGGUGGCGGCCGCCCCCGUCCUCUGUGGUGGCGGCCGCCCCCGUCCUCUGUG
Molecule: messenger RNA, 15273 nt
Organism: Bufo gargarizans (Asiatic toad)
Lineage: Eukaryota; Metazoa; Chordata; Amphibia; Anura; Bufonidae
Gene: HYDIN
Product: HYDIN axonemal central pair apparatus protein
Exons: 86
Coding region: 45-15083 (5012 amino acids)
Biological process (GO): axonemal central apparatus assembly; cilium movement
Cellular component (GO): axoneme
Source: RefSeq, a predicted model, not a curated record